Oryzias melastigma (Indian medaka) is the source of this 2068-nucleotide messenger RNA. RefSeq lists its product as uncharacterized. Lineage: Eukaryota; Metazoa; Chordata; Actinopteri; Beloniformes; Adrianichthyidae. The record is from RefSeq and is a predicted model, not a curated record. The coding region runs from base 412 to 1029 and encodes 205 amino acids. The transcript is spliced from 7 exons.
CGUUCAUCCGGGUGACGACAAAGGGAGUGGCGAGAGUGGAAUCUACCAACUGCCACGAGCUCGGAAGUUCAUUUCUGGCAGUGACUUCGCGAGGAGUUUCAACUCUUUAAUUCAGUUGCGGAAUUAAAGAAUGGAGAAAACCUCUGCCUCCUGUCACUCGACUGAAUGGAGCAGAGUUGAUACCAUGAAGCCAGCCCCCAGAGAGGAGAACAGCGGGACAUUCCAACGGGAGGUUGAAGGCGGUAUGGAAUCUGUUUCCGUUCGUUCAUGUCUGCUUUAGACUCCAGAAGUUUCUGUUGAUGAAAUGAGACUCCAGGGAAGCAGGUCUGCGUUGAUUCAGAUUCAACUGUUUUCCAACAGCGACGGGACGUACAAACAUCUGCAGAGGACGUCUUUGCUGGAAGCAGAACAAUGGCGGACAUAUCUACGUUCCCUCAGUGCAAUGGGAUUACUGGGUCCAAGUACCAGGAGUGGGUGUCAAAUACAGUCUGCAACACAAGACACCAGACCUUCCGGCUAAACGGUGCAGACACUGCAACACUCACCGUGGGGGUUCUGGAGGACACCAAGUGCAGCCCUGCAGACUUGAACGCGUGGGGGAAGUUCUUCCUGCCCGUCACAGUUCAAAUGCAGGUGGUGGGUUACGUGGAGGGCACCCCGUACCCUUGUGACCAGCUCGUCCUGAUGACCUGUGAGGACAAGAAGUUCUACGGCUAUGACGGAGAUGAGCUGCACCUAGUGGCCUCAAGUCUGGAGGACCUGUGCAGAGAGGGGAUAGACUACCCUGCUUCCAAAAGCUUUUACAGAGGGGAGGCCUUUAAAGAGACGCCCACCGAGGAGUGGGAGGAGCUGAUGAAGAGCCCUGUCGGGAAGAAGCUGGACCAAGAGCAUCACCAGCUGGUAUCAAAACACAAAGACAGUUUCCUGAAAAACCUGCGGAUCGGUGCAGAGAAGCGAAGGUGUCACCAGCAGCACGGCCCCCACCUUUCAGACGGCAUGCUCAGACAGUUGCAGAACAGCGGAGCCUGAUGGCGGCCAGAUUGAAACUGAACUGCACGCACGCUGCUGUCUGGACAAAUCUGAAAGAUUGUGGAUUUUUCAGAUUUCUUCUCCUAAACUGCAGUCAAUUGCACUCUGAUUCUCCUCCCCCAUUUACCCUAAGAUUGUAGUAAUUAAAAAAACACCCUUAGAUUGAUCUGCCGAAUCAGGAGACUAAUAAUGAAAACAUUAGAAAAUAAAAGCAAUUUAGCUGAAUCCCAAAACAGAUUCAAAAAUGUAUAAGAAAUAUAAAUUCAGAGUUCCAAUCUAAAAGUGUGAGGAGAAGCAUCAGGCGAGGGGGAGAACGGUGCAGACUGCAGAUGUGCAAAGUGAACCGUCUGCAGCUGUGGAGAGUGGAGCAAGACGAGUUCAGCAAUGCAUGCUGGGAUACCUCAGCUGGCGCACAGGAGCACGAACGUCCGAGCAGCUGUGCAGCUGAAAUGCAGCUUUGAAAUAUAAAACGUGAUCCAAAGAAGUGAAAGAUAAGGUGACUUAUUUUUACUAUAAAUGUAACUUUGUUAAUUUCUGUCAUCAGUCAUUGUUUACAUCAGUGCCCCAGGGGUCUGCAACCUUAAAGACUUAAAAAGCCACUUAGGUCUAUUUCUUAUUGACCACAACCCCAUCAUCUUAUUUCAUCCCUUUGAAAAUGCAUGAAGAGACACUGAUUUGCUUUUAUGGUGGUACUACUUUGAUAAAUAUAAAUUCAGUUUUCUUCUUUUGCUUCAACAAAACUUAAACAUAGACUUUUGUUCCAUAACCUGAAAUAGUUUGUAGCUGUUGAGAAAGGUCAACAUGACUUCAUCAUCUCAAUAUAGCAAAUGUAGUAGGUACUGUUAGUGCGUGUAGUAAUUAAAACUCCAGUUUCUUUCAACCUGUGGUGCAGCAGAACCGGAAAUUCGUAAAUGAAAAUAACUAAAAUUAAAUUGGAGCUUUAAUAAGAUUGGACCUUUCUGACUUUUUUUUUUUCUUGGCUGCAUAUAGUCCAAAAAAUAGAAUGCUUUUCAAAAUAAAAAUAUUCUUUUUAACCAGA